This is a messenger RNA of Colletotrichum destructivum, 1331 nucleotides long. RefSeq lists its product as uncharacterized. NCBI's taxonomy places the organism in Eukaryota, Fungi, Ascomycota, Sordariomycetes, Glomerellales, Glomerellaceae. Bases 390 to 923 code for a protein of 177 amino acids. The record is from RefSeq and is a predicted model, not a curated record. The transcript has a single exon.
CAGCCCGUCUGUUCACGACUUCGCCGUGUACAUACACAAGAGGGCAGGGAAAGGGUGACGUGGAAGAGGAACACAUCAAUCCACGCGAGUGACAGCAGACAAUAACAGCAGACACAUACAUCAACACGAGGCAGCUUACUCCAAUCGGCCCCGUCACCCCACACCAUCAGAGGGUGGUGGUGGUGAGCUGUCUUCGCAUUCCAAGCCUUCUCUCACAUAUACAUACAUACGCACCAUACACACAUGCCAGUACGCGAUCGGUCAGAAAAGUCUCGGUCCCAAUCCGCCGACCCGGAUUAACAAGGCAAAAGAUACGACGCGCGCCGCGGGUGCUGUGCAACCCCUCCAAAUCUCCCUUUACCCCAUGUCACUUUGAUCAGCGGGGUCAGAUGUCAGAUCGUUGCAUGACUGGCCCACCCCAUGGAAGCUUGGUCUUCCCAUUCUUCUUCCUCCUUCUCUGUUGUAAGCGGCCGGACGGGCGGGCAACAAUAACAAGUAAGUUGAUAAGCAGGCAUGCAAGAAGAGGCUCCCUCAAGGUGCCAUUGCGCUCUCUCUCUGUGCCUCUGUCUCUCUCUGUUUGUCCCCCUCCCCCUCCCCCUGGUCUUUUGCCACAUGCGCUUGUGUGUGUGUCUCUCUCUCCUCUUCUCACCCUGUUCCACUUGUCUUCCCUUGGCCCGCUCAGUCCCGGCUAUAGGACCGUAACGCAGUCCAUCAAACCCCAAACGCGACACAGCCGACGUUCCCACGCCCGCCACCACCCCUACUCGCGUAGGACGACCUUUCUUCUCCCUCUCUCCCUCUAUCUCUCUCUCUUAGCUCGCGAUUCGUCUGUUGGUUGGGGCCAUCGUCCCAGGAAGACAAAAGCUGAUUCACAGCUGAUGCACGAGGAAUCUAUCAUCAGGUCAAGAGGCCAUGUCAAUUGACAAGUGCCAUCGAAUCUUCGUCGAGGUUCUCUUUCUUUUUUCUUCUGUGAUGGUUCUCCGCCCCCUUAUUCCCCGAGCUUACUCCUGACGAAUCGCCCGGUUCCAUUUCUAUGUUUGUAACAAUCUUGCCCGGCUUUCCUCGGGGUGUCCUCUGGCUGGUAAGAGAAUGGUCGAUGCUGCGCCCGUAUGAGACAGAAAACAACAAGGGAAAAUCAAAAUAGACGACUCGGUACGAUUGAUUCCCUGCGCCAACCAAAAUAAAAUUCAAAUGAAGGUCCCCAAGAGUUUCUCCCAAAUUCUAAUCGCUUGCCGGUUAUAAAAAUCUGCUUCGGUUUCCUGCUCCUUUGUAGACGAAACUGGCUGUGACAAAACCAUAAUGCUUUCCCCCGUCAGUGGGGGCUUUCUCUA